AUGGGUGCCUCGGCCUCCCGGGGCCGGCCCGCCCGGGUCCCCGCGCCGGAGCCCGAACCCGAGGAGGCGCUGGACCUGAGCCAACUGCCACCGGAGCUGCUCCUGGUGGUGCUGAGCCACGUGCCCCCGCGCACCCUGCUGGGGUGCUGCCGCCGGGUGUGCCGGGGCUGGCGCGCCCUGGUGGACUGCCAGGCCCUGUGGCUGCUCAUCCUGGCCCGGGACCACGGCGUCUUGCUGCCGCUCGCCCGCAGCUGCCUGCCCCCAGCCCGCGACGGCAUGCCCAGCCUCCUGGGCCGCUUCUGCGAGCGCCGCCCGAUCGGACGCAACCUCAUCCGCAACCCUUGCGGCCAGGAAGGCCUCCGGAAAUGGAUGGUGCAGCACGGUGGGGACGGCUGGGUGGUGGAGGGAAACAGGUCAACGGUGCCCGGGGCCCCCUCGCAGACCUGCUUCGUGUCUUCCUUCAGCUGGUGUCGCAAAAAGCAGGUGUUGGACCUGGAGGAGGAGGGUUUGUGGCCAGAGCUGCUAGAUAGUGGCAAGAUUGAGAUUUGUGUCUCUGAUUGGUGGGGAGCCCGACACGACAGUGGCUGUAUGUACCGACUCCUUGUCCAACUUCUAGAUGCCAACCAGACUGUCCUGGAUAAAUUCUCUGCUAUGCCUGUUCCCAUCCAACAGUGGAACAACAAUGUCUGCUUUCAGGUCACCCACGUGUUCUCCAACAUCAAGAUGGGCGUCCGCUUUGUGUCUUUCGAACACUGGGGCCAGGACACACAGUUCUGGGCUGGUCACUAUGGAGCCCGUGUGACCAACUCCAGUGUGGUCGUGCGGGCCCGGUUGUCUUAG
Odobenus rosmarus divergens (Pacific walrus) is the source of this 840-nucleotide messenger RNA. It is a transcript of the gene FBXO27, whose product is annotated as F-box protein 27. Gene Ontology annotation, cellular component: cytoplasm; SCF ubiquitin ligase complex. Lineage: Eukaryota; Metazoa; Chordata; Mammalia; Carnivora; Odobenidae. The record is from RefSeq and is a predicted model, not a curated record. Gene Ontology annotation, biological process: glycoprotein catabolic process; SCF-dependent proteasomal ubiquitin-dependent protein catabolic process. The transcript has 5 exons. The coding region runs from base 1 to 840 and encodes 279 amino acids. Gene Ontology annotation, molecular function: ubiquitin protein ligase activity; protein binding.